CACUGUUCAUAGCAUUGUUAUUCUGUGGUCACGUGCGGUCACAGUUGACUGUGGUUGACCCUCCAAUUAUGCAGAUUGCAACGGGUGGAGACAACAACGGGAAGUCUAACAUGAAAUAUGACGUAAAAAUACGGAAAUAUACUGUCGUUCGAGUCCCUGAAACGCCGCCCUCGACAACAACGGAAAUAUCGACAACCACAACAACACCACCUCCGGAUUUAGAUGUGAACCAUAUUGAAGUUCAGACUCGCUCGACUUUUGAAGAAAAUUUGCUUGAAGAAGAUCACGACUGCGCUUUUACUUUCACUCUGCCGAAUCCUCGACCCAGUAAUCAACAAGUUUGCGUAAGAGACGUCCGUGCCUUGAUGACGUCAUAUCCAGAAGAACGACGCACUGGCGACGAAGAAGCUUUGAAUACGUUACGGAAUGAAGUCUCUCUAUGGCAAGAAUCAAUGGGAGAUCUCAAAUCCCAGAUUGAAGAAAGAUUGGCAGUACCGUCGUUGGAACCAGUGAGAAAUGAUGUCCGUUUACUCCAGAAAGAAUCUCGAAAUAUGAAUUUCAGGAUUUCACAACUUUACAUGCAGUUGUUGCAUGAAAUCAUUAGAAAACGCGACGAUACGAUCGAAUAUACUUCGGUUGAAAACAGCGUCAUGAACGUGACGAUCAAGUAUUACGAAUUAAAGGAGAAACACGAAGCAUUGGUCACCGAUCACGAAGCAUUGAAGCAGCAAUCUCAAUCACAACAAGAACAGAUUAAGAUUCUUCAAACAAAAAUGGAGGAGAUGGUUCACAGAAUGAAUAGAAUGGCAGUAGAUAUACAACUUAUGGGAAUAGACGACGAAAAGGAUGAAGUUAAUGACACAGCUAAUUCUUCAUUAUCAGAAUCUCGAUCUUCCUACACGAACUGCGUGGAUAUUCAACUUUACGCGAGCAAAGAAAGUGGAAUAUACAUUCUAACUCUUCCAUCGCUGAGUAGAAAAAUGAAAGUCUGGUGCGAUUUUGAACAGGACCCAGGCGGCUGGACAGUGAUUCAACGAGAUCAGAAGGAAAGUGAAUUUCUAUCGAAACUUUGCGAGUUAUCAAAGAGGAUUUGGAAUCAUUGGAAGGAGAAUUUUGGCUUGGUACAUUUAGAAAAAUCUUCAUAA
Molecule: messenger RNA, 1145 nt
Organism: Styela clava
Lineage: Eukaryota; Metazoa; Chordata; Ascidiacea; Stolidobranchia; Styelidae
Source: RefSeq, a predicted model, not a curated record